This is a messenger RNA of Caenorhabditis sp. 36 PRJEB53466, 16099 nucleotides long. The record is from the annotation of a GenBank genome assembly. NCBI's taxonomy places the organism in Eukaryota, Metazoa, Nematoda, Chromadorea, Rhabditida, Rhabditidae.
AUGCAAGCAGUCAUCGCACUAUGCCACUUUUGUGAGAAUCACGGACCACGGGUCGUAAUGACUUGCCAGCCAAUGCGAGAUUUUGGCGAAAAAGGUAAGAAACACUCACUUGUUCAUUGAGUAGCUAUGCAUUUGCCUGGCUUGAUAGAAGUUGAAAUUAUGGGAAUACCACAGAAAGGGUUGGAAUACUGCGGUUUUGGCGUUGAAGCAUACGAAACCGACACCUUGUUCACUUGUUAUUUGUUUUUAUCAACUUGACAGAAGGCCGGAAAAUAAGGUGUGAUUGGGGUACUGGUUGAAAUGGAGCGAAACAGCAGAAAAGAAAUGAAAUGCGUCGUGGAAGUAGGUUAUUAGUGGGAAGAAGCAGCUUUGUCGACGGCGGAUUAAGAGAAGAAGAAGAUGAGGACGACUACGCGGAGGUCUCGUGGUAGGAAAAGGGUCGGAUGAUUUGCAGAGAUCGGCAAAGUACAUGCCGAGGAAGAAAUGAAGAAAGGUUGAUAAGAGCGGGACAACCAAUGAAUUGAUGUCAGCGAUCUAGAUGUCCUAGAUGGAAACGGAGAAUGGGUUCAUAGAUAUCGCAUUAUAUUUGGAGAAGAAAGUUGACGAUUCACACAGUCAGACAAUAGUAGGAGCGUUUACUGACGACAUGAAACACGGGAUGACUCACACUCACACUCCCAACAGCUUGCUUUCUGUAUCCCAUUCAAAUAACGAAAAGACUCCCAGCCAAGAGUACAUUCUAACGAAGUAGGUGGGGGGAAAUGAAGAAAGCGAAUUUCGAAAGGGCGCUUCGAAAGAGGCAUUCGCUCAUUUUAAAGUAGAUGACCAAAAACCACGUCAGAACGACGAAGACGAUGGGCGGGAAGAAAAAGAAAGAAUGAGCGUGCGCACGGAGCAUUUGAGAGAUGAAUGGAGCGAGACGACUACUAUCUGACUGCCAUCUAAUGCAGUGUAUAGAGAGACAAAUUGCAAAUUUCUUGCACCUCUUUUCUCCAUUUUGUGUGCGCGCCACGACGAAGGAGGUAUCUCCUAUCUAUUUUCGUCCCGAGAACAGAAAAUGGCGAAAUUGGUUUGUGGAUGCAAGAACAAAUAAGAAAGGCAGAGAAGAAGGAAAAGAAAAAAGAAGAGCGAGAGAGAGAGAGAAAGAGAGAUGAAACGAGUAGAUGAAGUAUCAAAAAUAUGAGCGAAAAAAGGAGAAAAGGGAAAAUUUGGGCGUGCAAGAAGGUCUCUAAUGGAAGAGAGUGACGGGCGCGGUAGGGAUGUGCACUGCGACGAGACGGUCGCGCCCGCUCUCAUUCUCUGUCGCUCUUUCUCUCGCACACUCUCACCGUCCGUCUGCCAAACAAGCGGACUGUCUCUGGAGACGGCGAAGGGAACGGGCGGGCGCCCCCUCGAAUAUUUUACGAUCGUUGUAUGGGAAUACGGUAACGCGGUGCAAUGCGGCGUUUCUUCUCUUUCACCAUCCCCAAUCCACGGGUCUUUCGAAACAAUGUGGAUGACGGAGAGAAGCCUGUGCAAGAAUAGAAAACAAGUAGCUAAUGCGCUAAUAGGGGAUUGUGGAAAGUGCAAGUAGCGAUAAGAACGCGCCACGGCCAGACCAGUGCAACUGUGUACUGAACGGUGCACAGAAGUCGGUCUGUGAGAGGAGAAGGCGAGUUUGUUAUGAAUGCGAGUCAACACGUCCUAAUGUUAUGUCUGUCUCUGGGCCUCCCGCGUCGAUAAAUAUAGUCGAGAGACGCAGAAAUGAAUAAAGGGACAACAAAAAUCGGUCAAUUUGCAGACAUUUGCACGCCGUCGACGUCACUCGGACCGUCCACAAGCAAUUCGCCGCCGGGGCCGAUAGUUCCCUUAAUAAAAGUGAGAAAUGGGAGAAUGGAAUGGGGAAAGUAAGUAAAAAAGGAUUCGUUACAGUUAGACGGUGAGAACGAGCCCAUCGAUCAGCGGCUUGUGGAUCGACCGAAGGCAGUAGGUAAUGAAGACACCGCUUACCCACACUACGGGAACUGUACAAAGCAUACCAUUGACACAGAGGAUAGGUACGCAUUCGCCUUCUCAUCCGGGCCCCCGCCAGAAAGUAAAAAUGGGAACGAUUGGUUUUGCAGGUGUUCAGCAUGUUCGUCAUUUCGAAAUGGACCUUGUCUCUUGUCAAAUGAUCAUCAGACUCAAACGAGUUAUGUUUCAACCGAGGUGAGAGGAAAGAAAAAGCGAUUACGGGCGAACUCAGACCAGUACCUAAAGAGUAGUUUCGCGAUAACUGACGGUUUGUGCGACUACAGUCUCAUUGCCAUAAAAAGGAAACAGUUCCGUUGUCGAACUUUUCCUUUCCAAAACUGAAGAUAAGACGUACCGUUAUCAUGACGUUAUCGGUUUUGCAGGUAGCACUCCAAGAUCGGGUUUACGAACGGGUGAAGAACGCGUGUAUGCGAUCUUUGAGCUGCGAAGUGUCAGCCGCGUCGACAAAAAGCCCCGUUCCGCCGCCGUCAACGACACGACAUAACACGCCACGAAAGUGGCAUCCAGAUGUGAUUCACGAGGAACCAAUGCAGGGUGGGCCAGACUGACAGUCGUUGAAUGAUGGCUGCGGGCGGACUGACUGUAGUGUAAAUUCUUUCAGGAACACGAAUUCCACCGUCGGCCGCUGUGUUACAGGAGCCGAACGAUGACGGAAUAUUCGAGCAGCCGUCAGUCAAUUCGAAGAGAGAUCUCUUCUGAAAUGGUUGUUUUCAGGGCAGCAGAAGAGGCGGACGGGUGUGUGAUAUUCGGUGAUACGGACAACGGGUAUUGUUUUGCAUACACUUUUCGGUAAGAUAUGAAUUCAGGAGGAUAAUCAGAGUUAUCAAUUUUAAGGCUAGCAGAUGCAAAAGCACGAGGCUUCUAUCGACUGUUCUCGUUAAUCGUCGUCAGCAAUGAUCUAACGUUUCUUACGAAUAACUUUGAAUAUUUCAAACAAUCGUUAGGCGGGAUAAAGAAUGAGCUACAGGUGUGUUGACGAGCGAAAUGGAUGGAAGAAUGGAAGUUUCAGAGAUUGGCUCAAGACGUGUUCACUCGAGAGAUUGAUGUGGGCGAGAAGCUGACGGAAGAUGACAUACACAAACCGGAAUAUCAGAAAUUGGUUGGCAAAAUGCCAAGCUGGUAUAGGCGAAAGGUGAGUCACAUCGCACAUCGGGGGAACCAUCGUUUCUAUUCCGCACUCGCGUAUGGAAAGGAAUCGAAAGAGAGAGAGAGGGAGGGAGAGAGAGAGAAAGAGUUGUGUCGUGUCGUGACAGUCUUCGAAAUUAUGGAAGAGAGCCAAGGGGACGAGAGAUUGCAGACGGUCACACAACCAAGGAAUUGAUUAUUAUGAAAGUGGAAACUGACGAGGAACAUUUAAAUAGAAAGUCAUAGGUAGGCAACUGGUUGCCACGUCAUUGUUGAAAAUAUAAUAUGAAUUGGAGACUAUGAUAAUGAACAGUGAGAGAAGAAAAUGGUUAUUGAAGACCACAUGAAAUAGAGAAGAAGCCUAUUAUACAACUUUUUUCGAAAUGCCCAUCCAGCGACUACGUUGUUUCCCAACUUACCAAAAACUCAUGAAAUAUGAAGCCAGCGUUGAAUAGCCAACCAGAGAGUUCCAAGCGAAACACAUAAAUAGUUACUGCUGUGUGCGACUGGCGGCCUAAAAAGCCUAUGCCGAAGCGAAAACGUCGAUAAACGCAGGCGAAGAAGAGAGGGCGAGAGACGCCGGGGUGGUCCCUGAUAGAUGGCCGCGUUCUAGAAGCACCUCGGCCGCCGACUGGGAUAAUCGAUGAGGGCGCAGCUUCCGCAUGCGUCUCUUCUUGGGAACUGGGCACAUAUCAACAUCCUCUUUGAAAUUAUUCCAAAAAAGAACGAAAAAAGGAAGAAGCAUACAAAUUAAUAACAAGUCUUGCAGAUAGCAAUUGACACGGAUCGGAAUCUGACGGUGGUGACAGCGAACGAGCAGAUUUGGGUGUUGUUGCACAGGUAAGAUCGGAAAACGGAAAAAUAAAGAAUUCUGAGAGGGUUUGUCUGAUUUUGCGAAAGAAGGUCAACCGUUGUUGUUCCAUGAAAUGCUCUAUUUCUCAUUCCUCCGAUCCCUCUUGUUCGUCUCUUCCCAUGCGUUCCACUCUUCUCCACCUCUCCUAUAUUACUGAUUGACACUGAAAGAGAUUCUCACUCGACCGUAUCGUGUUUUCAUUGCAAUCAAACGCUUUCGGUCCGACCGCUGGUUGUUGAGGAGUAAAGGCCAGUUUGUCUCCCUUUUUUCAACAAAGCGAGGAGGUAAUUAUUAGAGUGGAAACGAGGAAUGGCACGUAACCCCCGACCGCCACAAACAGCAGCAAACUAGUCGGUUGACCUGGUUUCGGUCCCUUUUGAACCAAAAUUUUCUGUUCGGGUGGUCCGAUACUUCCCCCCAGACACACACAAUUGACGAGUUCAUAAUAUGCCGGAAAGCACUAAAAUUGAAUGGAAAGCAGGCUUUGUGUGUGUGUGUGUCUGCUGUUGGUGCAGUGUUGUUAGUGCUCGAGAAGUGCACAAUUUUACGAUUUUUGGUACGCCUUCCGUCGAUGCCGCCACCGAGACAAUAAAUUGUUCUGUUGGCUGCUCGUCGUCGGUGAGCACAUCAAAAGAACGCAUUGAAAUCGACUCCCCAGUACGCUCUGAGUGUUUGGCGAAGCGCAAACUCAUCCACACGUAGGCAAAGACUUUGAGAACUGUUCAAAAGGGUUUUCGUGAGGAUUAGUAUUUAGGUAAAGUCCCUCGCUCCUCCAUCUCUUGAUAUUAUGGUCGCCGCCGUCCGUCAGGGGGCCCUCCGAAAAACGACGAGGGGGAAAUUCGACACGCGUUGGGCAAACAAACAUGAGGAGCGAGAGAAGGAGUCAGGGUGGUGGUUUUAAGAUGAACGAGCGGGGAGAGUGAGAGCGGAUUUCUGCUUCACGGGAGGUAUCGACGUUGCCUUUCUCAUUCUCCUUCUUGCGCUCCGAGAGCAUUUUGACGCCGCGCACAGCCCAUCUUAGCUCUUUCUCGCACUCAGUCAAUGUGUGCCUUGAUGUUUAUUCGAGAAGGGCGCGUCAAUUGCGUGUCUGAGCGCAGAGAUGAUGAUCGUGGUGUUUUGAUUGCCAGUGAUACGAUACGUCGCGUCUAGCCUCUUGUUAUUUUGCACCAAGCUCUCGCUCCUGGCACCGCCGAGCCCCUCGUCGAGACCACACAGAUAGAGAACGCAACGGGAAUAUGUUAACGAAUAGUCGGGUGGAUUACAAAUAAACAAGAGACAGAAAGACGAUGAAAGUGAGCACAAACAAAUAUUUUUGAUUUUUUUGGCGCACCUCUGGUUAAUGCUCUCUGCCUUGUUUGGACUAGUCAAGGGUUACGGUAGCAGUCGGUCAGAACGAGAAAGGUGUACCAAUAUGGGGCUGAUGAAACUGUAAACAAAAAUUAAACGAGCUUUUUGAGUGUCCCCUGCCCUACAAAAUUACUCGAAACUCCAUUUCGUAAGAACCAAUUGGGCUGAGUGCACGGGAAAUGGAACAUCUUCGAAGAGGCUUCUUGUUCCGAAACUAAUUUACUCUGGGGAUUACAUAGUCCUUUUUCACUAAUUGGACCUCUUCGAAAUCCCUCUUGACCUUUUUGCUGAUUGUUUAAUUUUCUUUGCCUCCGUGCAAUCAGUUAGUGGUUUUUUGUCCUCCGGAAAGCUAUUAAAGUUCGGGCGAAUAGCUGCCUCUCGCAGUAGCAUUCCAUGCAAAAUUAAUGAGAGGCAGUCGUCGAGCAGCCCGCUGUGUUUGACAAAUUGAAUGCGUUCUUAUAGCAUGCCAAAAGUGCAGCCGGAUGACCCAGAACUGAAAACAGAAAGGAGAAGGAGAUGCGAACAUUCAGAAGGGAUUGUGCCGCAUCUGCAUCCGAUUGGCCAUCCAUCCAUUCCGAGCCGUCGUCCUUCUGUCGUUUCAUCAUUGUCAUCGUAAUUUUAUUUUUAUGAUGCCGAUAUCGUAGUCGGUUUGUCAUGCAGAUGUUCAUCGAAUGACAGGAACUCGUACGGCCGAUUGCUCGUGCGACAAUUAGCCAGAUGUAACGAGCGCCUCUCGAAUCUGAUUUGAGUAUGUCCCUUCUGUCGAUGCAGUUAUCACUUGACUUCACAACAUUUAAUGGCGUAUUCUUGCAUCCCUGAGAAUGGAAACAGCUGUACUAACAGGUGACAGAAAAGGCAAACAAUGCAUAAUUUUGUGACACCGGGGAAAGCCCCUUUUCUUCCGUUUUUAACUGAUCGUUGAUGAGCUAUGGACACGCACAUAGGCGGCCUAAUGGACGUAUGGACGGAUUUGAGAAAGACUACUCUGUGGAAGGAGAUUUGUGUGUCUCUAGUUUGGUUGCGCCGUCGGAUUAUUCAUGAGAAAGUCACUGUUUAACAAUGACUUGGACGGCAACAACGACCCGGUUCUCUGAGAAGGAGUGCAUAAUUAGAAGUGAAGAAGAGAAAGUGGUUUAUGCAGAGUCCCCAAUGUCUGAAAGACCACGCCACCAUCGAUGGCGUUUGUUCACAAAGGAUAGAUGUACAUCAGAUAGGUGCGAGAUAAGUGAUCCAAGGCUGCCACGUCAUCUCUACUCUUUAUUGGCCCGGGAAACUGAGACGAUAGUGAUGUUUCUCUUCUUCUAAUAACCGAUGCGUCUGCCGCUAUCUCUUUUAUUCGACAAGUUCUUCCCGUUGGUGCCGAACUCGAACGAUAAUGAUAAAGUUGUGGUUACACUAGUUCUCUGCGGAUCAUAUCAGCCAACCGGGUGGAGGAUUUGGAUAUCAGCCAACCGGGUGGAAUAUUUGGGUGGACUUUGACCGGCCCAAAUGGAUAAUAUUCGAACCGCAUCUGCUCGGAACCGGGCCCAUUUUCUUUUCCCUCCUCACUCUCGCUCUAUUAUCCCCCCGCCGCACCUGUCUCCGUGGCAUCUCCAUACGAACAAGUGGUCCCACACAAUCGGAAUGAUGUCAUUGGGUCGGGCAGAAGGAAGAACGGGUUAUCAUCAUGAGCGAAGAGCAUCUGGCGUGUUCUGUGUAAUAGGAGCAAAGGUGAAAAAGGCACGUUUUAUGGCCUUAGUGUGUAACUCAGAUAGACUGUAGUUUUGACAAUUGCUAACAUUGUGUUGUGUACAAAGAUGUUGAACACGGCUGAGCUUUGAACCCGCAGUGGAUGCAACGAAAAUGAGCAAUGUUUGUUCCACUGCACGUUAUAACUUGAUGCUCAUCUCUUCGCUCCCUUGCAGUUGCCCCCUGAAAAUAAAAAGAGAGAAUCAACAUGCUGCUGCUGCGUCCCCCGUUUGGUACAAGGGUAUCCAUUUUCGGAAGACAUAAGGUUGACCCUUGUUAGAGCAGCUAGCUGAUCAGAGAUCAAGAGGCAACCGAAUCAGGCAGCAGAAAAUAUUAUUUGUGUGUGUGUGUCUUCCACCUCUCUGUGAUGUUCGUCUGUCUCGGCGUGUGUGCAAAGUGUCGUACAAACAUUCAAAGCGCUAGUCUGUCGCCCCCGUAGGAUAACUUGUAUUGCAAAAAGUCGUGGCAACAAUUUUCCAAAUGCUCAAAAAGUCCCUUGACACUGACGGUAUUCCGAUAUCGAGUUGGUUCGCUGGUCUCGACAGUAUCAUGCACGUUGCACAUCGGGCUGGCUCGCGAGCACAGUUCGUAUACAAACUAGGCAGUGUCUCUACUUUGGUCACUCUUUUGUACGCGACGUCGGUGACCAAGAAACGUGUUAGAUAGCGAAGGAUACAUAGCCGGGCUCCAUUAGAAAUAUGAUAAGAUUGGUCCGUGAAAAGAGAGAAGACCCUAAUGAGACCCCUCGAGCAUCCUUUCUCGUUUGGCCUCUAACCCAGUAUUAGCACUACAAAAUGACAUCUCGUCCAGUCCGUAUUUAGCUCUUGAACUCCAGACGUCGUUAAGGUGCAAAGAACAAAACUGAAUGCUGAAAAGUCUGGCGAUGUGUGAAUUCUGUUUCAGUGGUCGUUUGGCCUGAGCUUUGGGGAUCAAAAGAUUAACCAAUCAACCCGCGGAGUCUAAUUACUGUUAUAUUUGGUGAGGACUAAUGCCCCUCCCGACCAACGGACAGAUGUGUGUUGUAGAACGGAAGGACCCCCUGUGAAGCAGCUUUUGUGUCGCAACACACGCGUUGCCGACACGUAGGACUCUGAGCUCGAACACCUGCUCUCUCAAAUUUUCUCGAAUUACCACAUGAGACGAAUGUGCACAGAAAACAUCAGAAUUUAUGUCUAUCUGGUAUGGCUAGUCUCUUCCAUUUUAUAUAAAGCGUGAAAAGAAUUAGUUGUGAACAAGCGACGAACUGGAGGAGGGUCAUGAAACGGGAAAACGUCUCUUGCAAGAUUCUUUUGAAUAUAUUCGUAAAGUGGGAAAGCCCCGCCAGUCUUUUCGGUCAAUGGGACACAGACUCCACGGGACGUAAGUGGAAAUUUCAGAUUCUAUCUAUUGUUUUUGCCGUGCGAGAACCGCCGAUCAGUCGAUGGCUCCCUGACGGACAACGUGAGAUCGUGAACAUUUUGAUGAUAGGAGUACGCUGUUGCAGUAAGAAAAGUGGGAAAGAGAAAUUGGCUCAAUUUCGACUAGUCAAGAUUAAGCCAAUCUUUCUCUGAGUCCUACAAUUCCCUGCUCUCAGAUUGUAUGUCGCCCUCCGACAUUUCGAAAUUAUUCGGAUACAACAAAAGCAGGCACCCCUUUUGUCCGGAAUGUGUUGUUGUUUCGCGCCGUUGCGUGCGCAUAUCGUUAAUGAACAUCUUCACGCAUCGGUUCAUGGUCGGUAGUUACUCAGGAUGAGGAGGAGAAGGAGAAGAAGAAGAAGAAGACAAGUGUGUCUAAUUUCGUACUUUUCCCGCGUUUUUCUGGUCUGAUGAUUCGCUUCUUCUUCAUCUUCUCUUCCUGACACUCAUCUACCGGCAAGCAGUGCACAUUCAACACCGCUAUUCUCGGAAUAUGCAAAAGUGCAAAACGGGCAAAGAUUAUGUAGUGGGAAGAGGAGAAACGAGACGAAGUCAUUCUGCAAAAAUGUAUGCGUGAGCCGGAAAUGGGGUUGAUCUUUGAGUUAUCUGCCAUCAGGAGAUCCGCUUUCACAGGCCGGGGGAAGCCCUCUGCGCUGUUCCGUCUAAGUAUUGACUGACGGCGGUGUUGAUACGUGAGGCAAACAAGCGGAGCGCGACUUUUUCGACCGAUCGUCGCACCCGUCGCGCGGGCUCUCCGAGGUCAUACCAGCUCGCCUUUUUUGAAUACUAAAAGUAAAUCAUCAGAUUUGGCAAAGGUUAUAUUUCUCCGUCUCGCACCAAGUCGGUUCAGCGACCACGACGAGAGCGUGUUUGUUGGUUUUGAAGGGCAUAAGGAGGCUCCCUGUGGUGAAAAGGAGACUCGCCGCUUUUCCGACAUUCUGCCGUCUUCAGAUAAAUAGCCCAAUCAACACCAAUUAUCACAAUUCGACACGUGGACUACUUGACACUCUCACAAUGUGUCAGAAAGGGCAGUGGGUUACGGUAGCAGGUCAAAACAUUUCAGGGGAUGACGUAAUGACGCAAAAGACGAAUAUUCCCUCCUUUGGCGACACUGGUGAUUAUUUUAAAAAGAUCUAUAGACAGUCGGUUUUUAUUUCGUUCAUCCAGUGAAACCUUUGUUGCGACGGAGACAACGGCGAGGACGCCGUCCUUGAUGCGGAACUCGUUUUCUGUGUCGAAGUGGACCUGUGAUGGCCGCCCGUAUUGUAGAUCAUAAUAAUCUGAUACAUCGGAUGGCCUAAUCUAACCUAGGUGUUCUUUCCUGUUCUCCCUAUCAUCAUCUUUCUAAACUUUCACUUCUUUUGUUGCUUGAUCCGUAUCAGCACUGUUUGUAUCGCAAUUCGAAUUCAUUUCAGGCUCAUGAUGUGGACGCUCCGCUCCCCAACUCUAGCUUGCCGUGACCAGGUGAUGGAAGGGAAACCGACUCAGGAUAUGAUGGUAAGUGAUUCAAAACGAGACGAACGGGGAGGAAGCUGGGCUCUGCGCGACGUAUACUGGUAAUUGGCUUGCUUAUGCUGCGUUUGAUUGGUUCGUUUCCCGCUCUGCCGCUGUUGCACUUUCACAGUUAUUAUUGUUAUUGUGAAGCUGGUUAGUGGAACGCGGUUGUUCAGUAAGCAUGCACACGAGUGCUCAGUUCGGAUGCGAGUCGUGAGUUUUCGAAAAACUUUAAGAAGCUUCUGAAGCCAAUUCUCCAUUCUGGUCACGAUUGGUCAAGGAGAGGACAGAACGUAGUGAAGCUCCUCAGGCAAAAGAAGUUCCCGAAACUUUCUGCAAUGUGUGUGCGUGUGUAUGAAGGAAUUUGUUUGAAACACAUCAAAUUUAUACAUACACAUAGACCGCAGGAGGUCUACCCUCUAGCCACACAGAUGAAGCGGAAUAAGAAGAGAAGGGAGGCAAGUAUUAUUUGUCUGUUUUGUGGGUGAGAGGUGAGAAAAGUUGGACGAGACGGGAGGUGGGGGGAGGAGGCCAAACCAAAUACAAAUAGUCAGCGGAAGGAUCGAAGAAUGGUUUGUGUCACUCGAGAGAUCAAUAGCAGCCGCCCGCGUCCCUUGGAAAUGUUUUCAUACCGGCUCACGGAAGUUGAGAACUCGGGAGAAGAGCGCAUCCGUCCAAAGAGCACUUCUUCUUCUUCUUGUUCUCCUGCCUCAUCUUUCUCUCUCACUAUCACUCUCCGUCUCUGUCUCCUCCACACAUGCACACCACGGCUCAUUGUCGAUUCCGUGCUCAAUUAUUCUAAAUUAGACAUAUGCUAGACUGCACAUUCGAUUAGACACGCUCACUCACUCAUGAAGGCGACAACGCCUUCGACAGAGGCGACAGAAGCGAUGGCGUUCUCAUUUUGCAAUUCAAUUCGUGCCCUGGUGUUCCAGAAACCUGAGAAUGAGGAAGACGUGUGUGUCCGUCGGAAAGGGAACUAAAACAAGAUUGGGGAGGGAAAGAAUGGAGAGCCUUGGCCUAGGUCUUCAAGGCUAAUUGUGGCCUUCUUCAUUGAAAGUAGUUGAUAAUUGCUUUAUGACAUCUCCUUUUGUAUCGGUCGGUCGUUUCCUUCUUCUCCCUUCCUUCUAAUACUCUACUCUCGUCUUUGUUUGGUGGUAUUAUAUGGUUUUGUAGGAAGCUCUUCUCUUCUUCCCUCUAUUCUUCUUCUUCUUUGUCGGGAGCGCUCCAACAGCAAAAGUCAUGAUUUGAGGCGAGAAGUCCUCCGGGGAAUUCAACAGGAUGGGAGAAGGAGGAGAAGGACAAACAAGUCUCGGUGUAAACCAACGGCGCCAAAUCUUGCUCUGAUUUUCCGGCGAUUAGCGAGAAAGUCGUUUGUCAUCAGGACAAGGGAGAAAGAUAAUGCCACGUCACGAUAAUCCCCUGCCAAACAGAUAAUGUCACAGAUAAUGUGUGUAGUCUACGAGUUCCGAAAAGCUAAGCUAAAGCUGAUCCGUCGGGUGGCCAGAACAACAAAAACAUAUGAAACGAGGCAAGAAUGGUUAUUUACAGGUACUCAUGGAACUCGACGAAUCGGCCAUCGUGGAACUGGAGCUGAGACAACCGAACCAACAUCAGGUAAGCCGAGAGAAAACAAUGAAUACUCGGUCAUACUGUACUUAAAAGGAGUUUGAAACACAAAAAUGAAAGAAAAACACGUAGCCCCCUCAAUGUUUACUCAAUCCUCAAAAAGGCAGUCAUCUUGUCGCCUCUAGUCUUUUCUCGGGCUGCCUAUUCCACUCAAAAAACGAGUCAUUUGGCACGUAGCGUCGAACGGUGUUAUGAGCUUCUUUAAGGUUUCUCUAAUGCUCGUGCCAGCUCAUUCCCUUUCUUUUGAUGAAUAAUUUGCGCACUCGAUGAGUCAUUUGAAACGGAGCGAACAGCACGCUGAAAUUGUUGCUCUUUGCUGUGCGCUUUUUGAUUUCUCCUCCCUUUGUCGUCGUUAUAACCGAAUAUGAUUCACAACCGAAUGAACAAAGAUAUAAUGGUCAGAGGGGAGUGCAUCAUCCGCUUUAUUUCUCGCUCUCCCCAUCCUCUUUCUUCUUCUCUCUAUCUCGCUCUCUCGCACUGUCCACCUGCUGUUCCCUGUGUCGUUAAUUCUCAUUUUCCACUCAAAAUAGUCAUUUUCCAAAGCUGAAUGCCCUUAUCUCUGCACCCGAACAUCUCACUUGUUUGUUUCGAGACGACCGUCCUCCCAGUUUGAUAUUCAGUCGCCGUUAUCAGUUACAACGGGUGUCGCUUCGUUUCGAAAUGGCGUUUGCAGCUGUGCGUGCGUAUGUGAGUGAUUAUAAGCAACAGCGAGUAGUGAGCGGAGACGGCAGUUUUUUAGUACUCUGAUGUGCCCCUCCGUCCGUCCGCGGUCGAUAUUCCUUGUUCUCGCUUUUUGUUACUGCGUAAAGUUUUGCAUAUGCUCUUAGCUCACAAAUAUUUUUGUCAUUCUAGCAUCGUAUAACGUGUUUCCACACGCCGCUGCGUCUCUUCUCACCCCCCGUAUUUCUACCUCUUCCUCUCUUUAUCUCAACCCCUGGUUGCUCUGCCAGAUGGUCUUGAAAGGCAGUCGAGAAGACAACCUCUCUCCUUCCCCCUGCCGAUCGCCGCGCUCGGUGGCGAAUAUCUGCGUCUCUUCGUCUCUUAACUCUUGUGAAGGCACGCCCCUUUCGUCCAGCCGGCCGUCGAUCCGUCGUUCGCCCUCCGCCUUCUCGUCGUUGCCUCGAUUAGGGGGCGGGUUUCCCCCCUCCCCCCCCCCGUCGAUCGGCCGGCGGCCCGUCGUCGAGUGAGUCUCAUUCGGCCGUUGUGGUGUGCGGCUGCCUGCUUGUGUGGCCCGGAGACAGGCCUGCUCCGCUGGCGGCUGUCGCUACUGCAUCAUCUGCGCCUCUGAAGGGAGUUGAGCUCUGGACUGCUUAGAAAAUAACGGUGCCCUAGGAAUAUUUCUCUUCUCAGGGUGUGAGCGACGACUGAAUCGAGACGAGACAGCCGAGUGUGUGUAAGUAUGUGUGCGUAGACGGCCUGGCGCCGCCCUUUUCGGCCUUCUUUUCUCCGCUCGCUCGCCGGCAGUCGUUUCGGCCGGCCACCCAUCCCGUUGUCGUAGUCUCCUUUUUCUUGUUCCUCUCCGUCUUCUCUUCUCUUCUUCUCGCCUCAUUUCCGUCGACGUCUUCUACGUGUUUCAUAUUCUGUUCUCUCCAGAAAAACUUGUCAACUGUCGUUUCUGACGGCGGCUGCAGUUGGUUCACCUUCCCCGGUACAGUAUCUCGUUCGUCAGCAUCUACUCGAAGAUGUGCAUCGCGUCGAAUAACGGCUCAGUGGCUUCACCGAACCAGGAAGAAAUGGUCGCCGUAGACGGACAACGGCAGAUCAUCGUGGAGAUCCAGAAUAUGCCGCCGUCGUUCAUGAUGCGCGUGCACAACGAGAAGACGGAAACUGCCAUCGCCACGGAGCCGGAUGACUUCGAGGGCGUUGAGAACGAGAAGAUGGCCGGAAAGGUAGGUUGGAACGAGAAAGUUUUAUGGCAGAUGUUGUAAAAGGGAUCAGCCUUUGAUUGUCGGUGAUCUGUCUGUUUUAUGGGUUUAAUAGUAGAAAAGUACAGUAUGGCCAAGGUGAAAUGGGAUCCAGUUUGUUCUCAGCAUUUCAGUCAACUUUCAGGUGUCCAUGGCCCAGUUGGCGAAUCUCAAGACCAUCGCCUAUCAGCUGCAGUCGUGCGGCGAAUCCGGAGACUUGGAGACAAUGCUCUACCACAUAGUGACUGGAGGACAGGUUAGUACCGUAAUAACACUUUGGCGUUGAUCAGCAUAUCUGCCGCGUCAACAAUUAUGGUGGUAUCGUUAACACGCAUAUCUGAUCAGCGAACUAAUUCGAAUCGGAGGUCUCAUAAAAGGAAAUUGCCCGGUGUUACUGUACCGGCGUCGCGCGCGCGCCGCUGGAAAUAUCGAAUGACCAUGAAAAAAUAUUUACAAAGGUUGAAAGGAAACGGGUUUUAUGAAAGAGAAGCUACCGUAUCAGCGGGCCCACUCCGCCCAUUAGUAUGUGGGUACGUCUCGUACUUUUGACGUCUGAACUAGAUAAUUGAGGGCGCCCGUGUCGAUGGGGUGAGUGAGUGACAAGCAGAAAAAGUGCAUCAGCCUUUUGCCUUCUGCGGGCUGUCAACGGCAGUGUUCGAAGCGCCCGACUGACAUGAUUUAUGAGUGUCUUCUUCUUCUCCUCCAUCGUCUUCUUCUUCGUGUUCUCUUUCUCCUUGUCGCAACCUAACGUUUAUUGUCGUCGCCACCCGAGACAACGAGGGCUCUAGUUUAUAACCUGGGCACGACGGCGGCCGCGAAGUGAAGGAAGAGUGACGGCCCAUUAAAUUGUUAUGGUGACUGAAGGGACACUUUUUCGAAAGACGAAGCAGCACAAUCGGGCGACGACCAUUGGUUUCUGAUCAGAUCGUGGGAACGACCGGCGCUGACUCUCUCUUUUAGGUUACUGUAUACGUGUUUCACUCUCAUUGUCUGUGGAAUAAUGGAUGUGAAAUGAGGUUGGACGAUGGCGGCGUAAGGGUAAACAAUCGACUGUGGGGAAUCCGAGGGGAAGGGAAGGACGAACUCUUAGGUUUGGCUUUAACCGUCAUAUCCCAUCGCUUGUUUCCCAUUCAAUUUCGCCUUCUCUUCUCCCCGAUAGCAAACACUGUCGUUCUUAUACAAUUUCUUCACUGAAAGAAACGAACAAAAGAGCUGCGUAAUCGAAAAAGACAUGCUGCUUUUGAAGUCGCCGUUUGCAUCACCAUAACUUCCCUCUUUUCCCGUCGGCUUUUCUAUUCCAGUGGUACGAAAAAACAACUGAUGUUUGCAAUGAAACUGCCAGAUGCGGGGACCACGAUAAGCCACAGAAGAUGGCGGCGCGACGGGUGAGCAGACGGCAAAGGAGAUGCAUAAUAAAUCUGCAUCUGUAACGUUUACCAAAAUGUUUUGCGCACACAUCAAAUUUCGUCGAAUGGAGGAGCAGUAGAUGCGGCGGCGCGGCUCAGAGAAGACGGAAUAAGGCGGCGGGAAGAUGGAAGAUUUAUUUAUUUCGUGCCGUUGCUUACUCCUCGACGCUUCCGAAAUUGUUUAAAAUUUCGCUUCUUCGAUGUAACAAUCGUGUAACGAUGUAACAAAGGUAGUCCCGCUGGAAAAAAUAUGCAAAGAAUCAAUUCUUUUCGAGCAAAUACUGUACGCAAAACGUAGCCACACCAGAAUGAUCAAAAUACAAAGAAAUUCAAAUUGACUGUGAAUGUUUUUCAGGUGGCUGUGGUGUCCCGCGAGAAGAUGUACUGUCGGCAGUUUCUGUUGGCCAUCUCGAACCUGCUGCCGAUUGGGUGCAUCAAGUUGGCGACGUACAAGGAGCACUAUCUGCCCGAGUACAGGUGAGCGCAAUCUUUUGAUUUUUGAACUCUACGGGAGAGUUUCAACAUGUUUGGCUAGACAGCGGCUGUAGUACUUAUUGAAACUUAAAGGAUGAUGUGUGCUUUGUGUUUGGCUAGACAGGACAAUAAAGGCAAAACUCAGAAGGACGAACAGAACACUUGCAGCACUCGCUUCAAUCUGAUCGGAGGGCCGCUCAACAUGGACUUGCCCCUCGACUUCGCCGAUGUCAUGAUCUUCCGUGUCACGCCACGCGACCCGGCCUCUACUGACUACGAGAAAUCGUCGCUCGCCGAUUGCGUGAUUGAUGUUCGUCGUCGUCCGGAGAAGGAGGGAUGGAACGGGAUGCUCCCGCAGAUCGCCAAGCGCUAUCGCGACCUUUUGCUCGACGCGGACGUUAGAGAUACGGUCCUGGAGACUGUGCUUCGUACGACUCGCGAGGGAUGGAUGCACAAGGCGAAGAUUUGCUUCCAAAUGAAGAACCAACUGCCCGCUUCGGAAAUGUUCAAGCAUAUAACUGGAGUGUACCCCGAGGUAACAAUUGUAGCUGGCAAAACUCGAUGAAAUUUAAGUACUUUCAGGAUCAUCAAGUUGUUCUCUACUGGACCGCAGGCCUGUCGAACGCCUACAAGCAACACGUGCUGGCUACCAUCCAACAAUCGCAAGCUUCUGUCGCCGCCGCCGCUGCAGCUGCUGCACUUGCUGUCUCUCGUUCCGCCACCGCUCGUUAA